This is a messenger RNA of Salvelinus fontinalis (brook trout), 8255 nucleotides long. RefSeq names its product pleckstrin homology domain-containing family G member 3 (gene plekhg3). The record is from RefSeq and is a predicted model, not a curated record. Lineage: Eukaryota; Metazoa; Chordata; Actinopteri; Salmoniformes; Salmonidae. Gene Ontology annotation, molecular function: guanyl-nucleotide exchange factor activity. Bases 288 to 4973 code for a protein of 1561 amino acids. The transcript is spliced from 19 exons.
UUUAAACAAGUUCAACGAGGGACGCAGGGGAAAGGGGGCGGCGUUCACCAGUCAGUGAAAUUCAUGAAAACCACUGUACGGACAGAAUCAAACACUACAGUUGGCCUACAUCGUCUUGUCCAGGCGCAGUCAAACUCCUCGGAAUUAGAAGAACGUUUUGAACUUUUCGGGUCAUUGAAAAAUUGUCAAAUAAUACUGCGAAUGUAACCGCAACAUUGUCGUGCCACAAGGAGUUCUCAGUAAAGUUUUAGAAACUUUCAGCACUGCGUUCCCGAGGCCGCAGUGCCAUGCCAGAGGGAUCUCUCAACGCCACCUAUGAAGUCCCAAUGGGUGAAGAAUCCCCCCGUUUGUCCACCGCCUCCAUCAGUAGUAAUGAGCGGGCACCCUCCGCCACGCCCUCCGACUGCUCCGACUUCCCCUCCGCUGGCCAGCGCCCCGUGAGCCUGGUCUCCACCUUGUCCUCGGGGUCCGGUUCGUCCCGGGACGACAGCCCCGCUCAGCCUCCACCUGGCAGCACCGUGCCCCCUACCGGAGACGACAUCGACUUGGAGCUGAAUCCUCCGGUUGACGUCGGCGAUCAGGACCGCCAGCACCCCGAUACGGCGGACCCUUCUGGGGAAGGACUGGUCUCUCGUGGCGGGAAGUUCGACCAGCUUAACAACAACAACACUGCCACGCCCUCGCGGGCUGCCAGCACCCGCCACACGCCCCCGUUAUCGCCCUUCGCAGCCAUAACUAUGGCGCCCAACCCCAAGAUCACCUACUUGGACCGGGUGGUCAUGGAGAUCAUCGAGACAGAGCGCAUGUACGUGAGGGAUCUGCGCAGCAUCGUGGAGGACUACCUGGCCCACAUCAUCGACCAGGCAGACCUACCCAUUAGACCAGAACAGGUGUGUGCUCUGUUUGGAAACAUCGAGGACAUCUACGAGUUCAACAGUGAACUGUUGCAGUCCUUAGAUAUGUGUGACAACGACCCUGUUGCCAUCGCUAGGUGCUUCGUCAUGAAGAGAGAGUAUUUUGAGAUCUAUACACAGUACUGUACCAACUAUCCAAAUUCUGUGGCUGCUCUGACAGACUGCAUGAGGAACAAAUCCUUGGCCAAGUUGUUCCGGGAGCGGCAGGCCUCUCUGAAACGCUCCCUUCCCCUGGGCUCCUACCUGCUCAAGCCUGUACAGAGGAUCCUCAAGUACCACCUACUGCUUCAGGAGAUAGCCAAGCACUUUGACCCAGAAGAGGAGGGCUAUGAGGUAGUGGAGGAAGCCAUCUACACCAUGACAGGCGUGGCCUGGUACAUCAACGACAUGAAGAGGAAACACGAGCAUGCCGUUCGACUGCAGGAGGUCCAGUCGUUGCUGAUCAACUGGAAAGGACCGGACCUGACCACGUACGGGGAACUGGUCCUGGAGGGCACCUUCAAGGUCCACCGGGCCAAGAACGAGCGCACACUCUUCCUCUUCGACCGCAUGCUCCUCAUCACCAGGCGUCGAGGAGAGCACUACGUCUUCAAGACCCUCAUCUCGUGUUCCACCCUCAUGCUAAUCGAGAGUGCCAAGGACUCUCUAAGCUUCAGCGUCACUCACUACAAGCACCCCAAGCAGCCCCACACAGUGCAGGCCAAGACUGUGGAAGAGAGAAAACUAUGGGCCCAUCACAUCAAAAGAAUCAUUCUAGAAAACCAUCAAGCCAUCAUCCCUCAGAAGGCAAAGGAGGCCAUCUUAGAAAUGGACUCGAUUUACCCAUCAAAGUUCCGGUACAGUCCAGAGAGAAUGAAAAAGGCCAUGUCCUGCAUAUCAGACGAGUUUCCCAGAGAAGGUCGUCAGGGGCGACGGCAGUCAGAACCGACCAAACAGAUCCUGAAGAACACCAAAGCCGUCCUCAAGCACGCAGACAGCGAAGGGGCCCUACCAGACGACCCGCGCUCCAUUCAGGCAGCCGCUAGUGUCAGCACCCUGGGCUCGAGCCUAGGUGAGUCCGAGGCUGAGAGGCCUAGUGUGGAGGAGGAAGAAGAGGAGGAGGAUAUGGGCCUUAGGAAGAACUCUCUUGAGAGGCUAAGCCCCAGUGACAUUGAGGAGCCGAGGACAGGGUCAGCAUCCCACAAGGGCAGGGCGACUCUGGGGGAGGAAUGUGACUCGGAUGAUAUUCUGAUGGAGGAAGACCAGGUAGAGGACUUUGCCAGUUCCAUGCUGGCCGCCAUCUCCUGCUGGCACUAUAGAGCCAGGGCUUUGCUUUCCAUGGGGGUCACAACGGAUGAAGAGGGAGACGAUGUAAUUGAGGAGAAUGGGUCUUACAAAGAGAAUGGGAUUUCAUCUGGUCCUGUGGUACAGUCAGGGACAGAGCAAAGCACCUGCAUCGUGGAAAAGGCUCCUCAGGACAAGCCGCUGCUCCAGACCAAGACCUCUGCCCCUGAGUCCACUGAAAGGCUUAAGCCAGCUCCCUCGGACCCAGAGAAUGCUUCUGCCACUCCCCCCAAGGUCUGCACCACUCCCCCCAAGGUCUGCACCACUCCCCCCAAGGUCUGCACCACUCCCCCCAAGGUCUGCACCACUCCCCCCAAGGUCUGCACCACUCCCACCAAGGUCUGCACCACUCCCCCCAGGAUGGAGGUACCAGAGACCCAGAGUGACAAGGAGGAUGUGAUGGAGGAACAGACCGGGGCGUCAUCAGCAUCUCAGUCAGAUGACAUAAAAACAUUGAGCAGUGCAGAAUCUUCAGAAGAAGAGGAGGAAGAGGAAGUAGCAGCAGCACAGGAGAGCGGGCCCAGCAGCAUUCUACCUCCCUCCGUACUGAAUCAAGCCAGUGCCAUCGCGGAGCACUUCACCAAUACCGCCAGGCGAGGCAGCACGGAUGAUGCCCGCUCCCUUGGCUGCCCCUCGCCACGCCUUCCCAGCCGGACUGGCAGCACCCUCAGCCUUGGCGGCGAAGCCAAUGAACGCCCCCACUGGCUGAACAGCGCCUGCUUCGAACCAACCCAGGACAACUUUGGCGGAACGGAUCUGACUAUGCUUUCUCCGAGGGAUGACAGCCUCUUUGAGAUCCACAGGAGGAGAGACUCUACCCUAUCCAAGCAGGACCAGUUGCUCAUUGACAAAAUCAAAAGCUACUACGAGACUGCCGAGCACCAGGAUGCCAACUUCAGCCUCAGGCGCAGGGAGAGCCUGACCUACAUCCCUACUGGCCUUGUCAAGAACUCUGUCAGCUGGUUCAACAGUUCGGACGAGAGCCCUGGCGCAGAGAAAAGUGAUACAUCAGCCUUGGCCACUUCCUCUGCACCUCACCCUUCCACUUCUGAACCUGAUUCAUCCAAGGCUCCAAAUGUCUGGGACUGCAUGACCUCCAGUGCAUCAUUUGACUCACUGGAGCUGGAGAGAAGUAAGAAGCCUGAGGUGGUGGGUUCAGAGGCAGAGAGAAAGGACCGGUCUCAGGGUUUACAGGAGAGGCACAUCCAGGACGAGGAGUUCCGACCUUCGUCUGAGAUGAUCAAGGUUUGGCAGGACAUGGAGAAAAAAGGGAGCAGAUCCCAGGGAGAGGCCAGAGGCCCUGUGAAAGACAGCAAGGCUCAACAGAAGACCUCUAGAGUCGCUGGUCCAAUCCUGUGCAGAAGGAGCCAGACUCCAAAGAAGAACUCUGAAUUGGAGCCUGACGAUUCCUUUAUGAUACUGGAGGAAGCUGACCUGAGCACCAUCACUGAAGAGUCCAUGAGCCCUUCGCCCAUCAAGAGCAAGGUGUUUGGGCUUGGCCGUACAGCGAGUGUGAGGGAUCCCCGCAGAUCCAGGGUUGACGAGGGUAGGCUUUCCAGAGCUCCUUUGCCCAGGGUCAUCCAGUUGAGGGCUGAGGAAGGGGAGGAGGCCAGCAAGGAGCCUCAGUCACUGGACGAUGCGGAGAUGGCUAAGAACAAAGUUUUCCAGUUGGCCCGGCAGUACAGCCAGCGUAUCAAGUGCACCACACCAGCUCCUAGGCAGCGAGAUGUCCUGUUUGGAAAGAAGAAUCUGCCCUGUGUGAUCGAAGAGAAGCCAGAGAGCUCAGGUAAACCCAACUUGACGCUGCCCCUGCUCUCGUUUGAUCGUAUGAGCACUCUCCAGGAGUUGAGUCCUAUAGCCAUAUCUCCCAACCCUGCUCACAUGCCUAGCUCUUUGGGCAGUCCCCGGGUCCUUUCACCCGGCCGCAUGUCCGCCAAGAGCCCACUCAAUCCUACGCCUACCGAGGCUUUUAACUGGCCCGACGUGCGGACACUUCGCUGCAAGUAUGCCAGCUCGGACAAAGAUCAGUCCCAGCUGCCACCAGUUAACCGAAGCCGUUCAGUUCCUGAGAGAAUGGACAGCGGCCCCAAAAGGCGCUCAAGCUUCUGCUCCAGCUUAGUCACUGCUUCUGGUACGGUCGAGGCUCCGGCAUACAGACCCCACCUCAGCAGGGACCCUGGGCCUGGAGAGGGGUUGGCUAGGCUCCACAGGGCCGGGUCACUGGACCAGAGGCUGAGUGGGCUGCAUCUGAGUGAGCUGCAGAACCUCCAGGAUGAAGUCCCUAAUGACAGUUACUACAUCUCAGCACAGGCCACCAUGCCCAAUGACCACAGGGUCGUUGUUGUGGAGAAGGUUCCGGAGCCUGAGACAGAAUCCAGCUCUGCAGAACCACUGGAGAUGGUACUCAGGGCAAGGAGAGGAGAGGUGGUAGAGGACAUAGAUAGCUAUGUCCAGAUCCGUUCACCGACCACUAGAGAGAAAAUCUCCAUCAUGGCUGUGAUCGACCGCUGCCGGGCCUAUCAGGAGUCAGAUGAGUAUAGGCAACGGGAGGAGGGCGGGGCUAAGGCAGAGUCAGUGCCCUUGAGUGGGAGGGGCAAGGAACUUGACAAGGGUCCACCCUCAAAUGAAAUGCUUGACGAUGCCCAGAAAACUGCCAUGAACUUGGUCAAAAAGACAGAUGCUAGUCAACAGAACGUGGUGAAAAACUUGAGACAAAAAUUCCUUAACUUGAGGUGAAUAGCACCAGUAAACUUUAAGUAACUUUUUAUUCUGUUCAUAUUUUUCAUCAACUAAAGGGUUUAAGAGCCUGGUAUGCUGAUCUCAAGUUAGGAUUCGGUGUGCAUGUUGGUCAGUCCUGUACUGCAAUGUAAUGACUUAAGCUUUGCUGUCAAACUUUCUGUGUACAUAGAAGCGGUUAUAGUGACAGCCCAGGGAAAAUGUAGUUGUUUUGUCUCAAAUGUUGCAUAGAAAUGUUUAAAUAUCUAUGUACAAUACUCAAGAGAACCCUCUCUUGAUCCUGAAAUUAUGUCUGUCUAAAGCACCUUUUGUAUAGCUUGUGUUGUUCCAUCAUAAGGCAAUUGUAUUGCAUAAUUGAAGAAAUCAAUUCUUUGGAGGGAGCGAAAUGUACUUUUCUUUCUAGGGUGGCUACCCACUGGGCACAGAUGUCACUUCAACGUCUAGUUUUGAUUUACAUUUGAUUGACUUGUCAACUAACGUAAAUUCAUAGUAAAACCAACAAACGUUUUGACCAUUAUUGGGUUUAGGUUAAAAGUUGGGUGAAAAAAAGACAAAUUACCUAAAUUCCUUUAUGUCAAUGACCAUGUUGAUUCAAUGUCUUUAUAUUGAAUUGUUUUGUUGAAAUGACAUGGAAACAACAUUGAUUCAACCAGUUUGGGCCCAGUGGCUACUGUGUCUCUGAUAUUAAAUGAGAGCCCCUCAGCAUCAUAGCAGCACUACUGUUUACUGGAAAACACAGAAAUAUAUGAUAUUGUCUGAUGACAAUAAUUUUUGGGGGAAAUGCUGACUAGAAAAUUAAGCGAUUGAGUCUGAAACUUGAGAGCAUUACAUAAUUUGCUGUCUUUACGAUCCUUCCUUGAACUCUCACCCUGCACUAGACUUAACCUUCACUGCACAUGGCCUGACCACUAAAAUGCACAUGAGAGAGUCAUGGCCAUACUGGGAUAUAAUGGUUCAUUGAUUGCCCUGUGACCACUUUGUAAAUCCCACCUGAAGUGGUGUUAGCUCAAGGAUUGUCUUGUAAUUUUAUAUAAUCAUUGAAUUGUCAAAUGGAUUGAGAAUCAAAGACCCUGUAUGAAGUGUUGCUCUUUUCUAGUCAGUCAACUUCUUACCUUGAUUAUAUAUAUAUUAUUGUUCAGUUAAUUGGCUAAUGAUGUGCACUUUGUAUGUGUUCUCUGCUUCGGCUGCCCAAAGGAACUUCAUUCACAGCAACAGGUCAUUGAAAUGAGUCGACGUAAAACUUGAAAGAGUGAGAACUAGUGUACACGUAUAGAUCCAGGGGACCCUAGUCAAAGGGGUCUAGGUCUUCUACUGCUAAAAAGUGUUACUGUCACUGCUCACUACUCCAAGGGUCAUUCCUUCUCUUCACUUUCUACAUUUACCUCUUAUUUAUUAAGCCAACGUCAAUUUUAUGAACAUUACUUGUCUUGUCUUUAUAUAUUUUUGAGUGUAUGUAUAUAUAUACAUACACACACUCACAAAUAUAUAUACAUGUGUAUAUAUGUAUGUGUAUGUUGUCUUAUAUGUUGACGGUUGUACAGAAAUGUUUGUGUUGCCUAGAGAUGGCAUACAUUCCAUAUUAAAACAGCACAUAAUGCUCACAUGUCCAGAAAAAAUGUUUAUUGUGUGCGCAUGCGUGCGUUCGAGUCAGGGAGAUCACGUCUUUCUGUCUCUUUUAAAUAAUUGGGGCUGCAUGGCUGGACAAAUAAGGUUUAGUUGAAUCUCCUUUACGGUGUCCAUAUUAGAAUUGGGGCUGCAUGGCUGGACAAAUAAGGUUUAGUUGAAUCUCCUUAACACGGAACCCAAACCGGCUGCACGCGUGCGCCAUCGUGCAUAAAUGUAUUUUGUUCCCCCACACCAAACGCGAUCAUGACACGCAGGUUAAAAUAUCAAAACAAACUCUGAACCAAUUACAUUAAUUUGGGGACAGGUCGAAAAGCAUUAAACAUUUAUGGCAAUUUAGCUAGCUAGCUUGCACUUGCUAGCUAAUUUGUCCUAUUUAGCUAGAUUGCUGUUGCUAGCUAAUAUGUCCUGGGAUAUAAACAUUGAGUUGUUAUUUUACCUGAAAUGCACAAGGUCCUCCGACAAUUAAUCCACACAAACGGUCAAGCGAAUCGUUUCUAGUCAUCUCUCCUCCUAGGCCUUUUCUUCUCUUGACUUUAUAUUGCGAUUGGCAACUUUCAUAAAUUAGGUGCAUUACACUGACCUCGUUCGUCUUUCAGUCACCCACGUGGGUAUAACCAAUGAGGACGUGACACGUGGUGGGUACCUGCUUCUACAAACCAAUGAGGAGAUGGGAGAGGCAGGAAUUGCAGCGCGAUCUGUGUCACAAAUAGAACUGACUUCUAUUUUAGCCCUUGGCAACGCAGAUACCCGUUGACGCAUGCGAGCAGUGUGGGUGCAAUAAUUUAAUAAUAUAGAUUUCUAAAUUUAUUUUGCGAUGCAAGCGGGGUAAUCAGCCUGUUGGUGUCCAUAUUAGGACAGGCUCGCCGUACUCCUUAGAAAAUAAUAAUGACAUUUAGAAUGAUUCAGUCCAUAAAAAGGAUAUGACCACUACAUGUCAUAACGACAACUGACAUUACCUGAAUUAGGAAAGCUGCUGUUUGUGGUAACAAGAGACUGCUAUGAGGUGGUUAUGGUUCAAUGGAUUCUAAACAGACAUGCUUUUUAUAUAAUAAUAUAUGCCAUUUAGCAUAUGCCAAUUUGACUUAUUGUCAUCCGUGCAUACAUUUGACAUAUGGGUGGCCCCGGGAAUCGAACCCACAACCCUGCAAGCGCCAUGCUCUACCAACUGAUCCACACAGGACCACUUAAGGUAGAUUUGAAAUGCACUACAGUCUGCUAAAUGGCUCUCCUACUUGUCAGCAACGUGAUUGGAAACCCUUUCAGAAUGGGUAGGGAGGAGGGAGAGCGUGCCGUGACAAUGGGACCAAUGCAGUUGUUCGCGGUUGUUGAACACCAAUUAACUCGACGGUGAAUGUGGGAAGAUCAUUACGAGUGUCGUAUAUGCGUUUCACAUAAGCCUUAGCUAUUCUCUAUAAUGGAUUUCUAGCUAUUAUAGAACAGAAAAUCCAGCAGAAGUGGAUCCUCUAUCAUUUGUUAUGUUGCAUUGUCUAUUCUGUUUAUAUGUGAGAUUUUCAGGUGUAAGAUUUUCCCUCGUAGCAUUAGUAAACAACAAUGUCAUUUCUGAGAAACUGAUGCUAGUGUCAAGACUGCGUUCACUUCUAAACAAGUAGUGCUUUAUGAUUAUGAUAUGUAAAUAAAUCUGUCAUGUUUUAAAAA